UAUACACGACUACAAGCCACCCGCCCUUCGCCGAUUUUCCCAGCCUCCCACGGCUAUUCCCCAACCGGAGCCAACACCGCCGCCAUACCAGUACGGACGGUUUGGGCGCCCGCGAAGCAUGCUGUCCACGUCGAGCUCGCCACAUAGUCACAGUCACUCGGGCGAGCCGGCAGGUUCGCGCUCGCACUCGUCGGUGCUCACGAGCAACUACAGCCCCACGCCGUGCGCUACGCCACUACCAGGGAUGGGCACCGCGAUUUCUCCUGGGCCGAGCCUCGCGUCGAGCUCGCGCCCGACGACGCCAGGGCCCGCGCUUAGCUACCCACCGUCGCUGCAGCAGUACCUGAGUCACGGGCAGCGCGUGUCAUGGCCACGGUACGACCCGUCGGCAUCGGCGUCCACUUCAGAGGAGGGGCUAGAAAGGCGAGGGGAACGCGAGCGGCGGCCGUCGAGGUUAUCGUUGACGCUGGCGAACUGGAACCCUGAGACAGACCCCGAACUAGACUUGAGCGUGCUAAAGCCGGAGGACAUUGAGAAAGCGAAGACCACCGAGGGUGAGAGCCGUGGGGCGAAAGGGGACGAGCGACAGCGAGAUCAGGAGAAGGAGAAGGACACGGACGGCUCUCAGCAAGCAUCGGACCUCAGUCAGCUAGCGCACGCAGCAAGCAGUGGACACGUGUCCGCUUAGGUCUGCAUCUGCGUCUCCCAUCAUGUCCGAUGGCUCGGCCUGCUGCUUGUUGUGUAACAGCAGAAGUCAGCUCGCAUCCGAGGCGGCCCGACCAUUGGCCCACCCAAUAUCCUACGACGCUUGUAAUUCGCUGGGACAAUUGUUCACCCACUCACAUUGCUAUCUGACAUACCUGCAGGUGUGGCCCGCGGGCCAGCGCUGCUUUCGCCUCUGACGCCCUAGUGCGGUCUCACAUCAAUCUUCGGAGGUUCUGACUCGUGUAAACGUCAGCGUGAACG
This is a messenger RNA of Laetiporus sulphureus 93-53, 966 nucleotides long. RefSeq lists its product as uncharacterized. The transcript is spliced from 2 exons. The record is from RefSeq and is a predicted model, not a curated record. NCBI's taxonomy places the organism in Eukaryota, Fungi, Basidiomycota, Agaricomycetes, Polyporales, Laetiporaceae. Bases 119 to 688 code for a protein of 189 amino acids.